Molecule: messenger RNA, 9579 nt
Organism: Varroa destructor (honeybee mite)
Lineage: Eukaryota; Metazoa; Arthropoda; Arachnida; Mesostigmata; Varroidae
Cellular component (GO): membrane
Molecular function (GO): serine-type endopeptidase activity
Source: RefSeq, a predicted model, not a curated record
CAGCAAAGAGCGUGCCAACCGAACCCAACAGCAGCAGCAGCAGCAGCAGCAGCAGCAGCAGCAGCAGCCGCCUGCAGUCAAAGCGAGAGACCCCGAAAGCCGCUCGGUUCUUUCCUUCUGUUGCCUGGAAUAACCUGGGAACUAAUAACAGCGGCGCUGUUGCCGAAUUACAGCGACCGACAAAUCUGAAGUACACAAACUCUCGUAUCCGUAGUAACGUAACAGUGAUCACGAAGAAAACAAGCAACGGAUAAGCGUUACCGGAAAAAAACGAACGGGACAAAGAAAAGCGGAAAGAAUAAGCCCUCGUGCCUCCGAACUGUUACAGCUAACUGAAGUAACGAAAAAUUGCCUAGCGAGGUGCAUUAGUACGAGGAUGAGAGAGACUGCAAGCCAGUGAUAGCCAGUCUGUGAGUGUGAAUGUCUGCGUCAGUGAGUUCACGUAGUGUCGGUGAGUUCCUCCGUAAGAGGAAACAGGGUGCACAAGACUUCCAGCCACGUCGAAAAACUGACGUUCAGUGGAAGGCAACAGGGGUCGAGCAGAAGCCCAGGGGAAACAAAGAACUCAACCGCGGUAAGUAUCUGAGUGAACACGUCGUCUCUGCUCGGCCGUUUGGCAUCAGUAUAUGUAUGUGUGUGCGCGUGUUCUGUGUUACGGGUCUAAUAGUCUGAUCUGCUCUUAUGCUGUAUCAUGUGAUGAGCUGCGUGUCAUAUCCUCUAUUGUCGUCGGCUCGGUCUUACGUGGAUUCGUGUGAUUCUGUUAGUGAGAGUGUUAUAUGUGUAUGGUGCGCUGUGUUUGUACGGGCGAUCUUCAUAAGGUGACGAAAAAUCAGAACGAAAAGAAGUAGAGCACGUGAGCACGAGGUGACCAAUUUGAAAAAGCAAAUAGGCUAGACCGGAGAGAACACAAGUUUCCAUAACUAGAACAGGUUCAUCCCCUAAGGGUGCGCACGGUCUCCACCUUUUUUGUGUCUUCUUUCCCUGUACCACGCACAACGACAAACAACAAAUGCGAAAGAGGUAAUCAGAUAGCGACGUUUAUGUCAACGUAUAACGAACGCGAAGCAGCGUUCGAUCAGUGACCAACAGCAGUAGCAGCAUCAGGCUGGCGGCUCCGGGUAGAACAGGCUCACCGUAACGGAAAGCGGGUGCCCAUUUCGUAUCUUAUGUCAGAAAAUUCUAUCUGUCCACGACCAAAGGUAAUAGAUGAAAAGAAAAAAGAGUCAACCACGGACCAGGGAGUGGUGCUAUAUUAAUAUGACUCAAGAGGGCAGAGAAAAGAUUUUUAUUAUUCCCGUGUAAUCCCCUAUUACAAUACGUGUCGACAGUCGUGCCGCUGUUGAUGCUGAGGACAGCAGCUGUGUCAGUACGAUGAAGCCGAGUUGCAUUGUCAUCUCACACUCCGACGGUGAUUCUGUUUUUACCUGCCUGCCCUCGUACGGCAAAGCGUAGUAAGGAGACAGAAGGAGCCAGCUGGGCGAUUACCGAUUACAGAGUCCAACUAUGCGUAAACUUGCUCGCAGAGCGGAAACCAGCCAGUCAGCCAGAUGCUGGAAUGGAAUUCCGGUUGAUUUCGUCACCUGCUCGUGAUUAUGUUAGCCUUACCAUCACUGUCUAAUCAUACGAUCUAAAUGGCCUAAUUAUAUACAGGCCUGCUGCUACUUCGCUUUCUGUCUGUGUACGUCAUCGAACAAACAGCCAUCAGGGGAUCUACAAAAACGGACCAGUAGAAUAGAAUACACUACCAUCAACACCAUCUUUCAUAUACCAUUCAGAUGCAGAUGUUAUCGUCGAUGUCGCCGUUUACCGCGUUGCUGAUCGGGCGGCUUUGUCGAUCGGUGCUUCCGUACUGGAAUUGUAUCUGAGCGUGAACAGAGUGAGGAAGUGAUAGCGUGUCUCACUUGUCAUUUCGCUCCAUUUAGAAAUUGAUUAUGGCCUAAAUUAGCGGUCCUAUAUUUAAGCACGGAAAAGAUGGAGAGGGCGGUAGACGCUUUAGCGUGAGGGAUAAAAGUGCGACAAAACAGAGAGAAGGCGACGGCACAGCAAGCAAGCAGGGGAAGACGCGUACGCUCUAAUCGUCUGAGCGCCACAGAACAACAAAAAAAGUAAGUAAAGUGAAGUGCGGUAAUCGAGUGUAACCAGUCGGAGUAUGGCCACUGUCAGUGAAUUUUAUGUCCGUGUCGUUACUGAAUGCAUCAGCGGCACGCUUAUGUCGCAGUGCUUAUAUUAGAAAGAGUGGUGUUAACCUGUUUCGACAGUAAGCAUCACCAAUGCCGGAUUUAAUUCUGUACAACGGCAGCAGUGGAUAGAACCGUAGUAGUUCAAGAUGCGCGGCUGAAUCGCAUCAUAGGCGGGGUGGCAGACAACUGUGUUCGGGCAGAUGGACCUAAACGACCAAGUUCUUCGAGCAAUUGCCCACCUGAGGAGCUGCUGCGCUCGCAGCGGCCGCUUUGUCGACCAUCCUCAGCCCAGGCGCCAGCAUCGAGUGUUGUAACGACGGCAAGAUGUCGGUCCCUGACGUCGUUGGCGGGGUAGACCAAGCGAACAAUAAGGUCGAGCAAACUCCGGAAAAGGAUGCGGGAGGCGAUGCCGCCGGCAAGGAGGGCGUACCACAGACGCCAUCGCACUUCCCACAACCGUCCAACGCCACUCCGCCCCCCGGGAUCCCGCCAAACGUGACGUACAUUGAGCCACUAGCCAACCUCGAUUUGACGGCCACGUUAGCGCGCCGGCGACGCGUCCACUAUGCUGACCCUCCAGCAGCUUCUAGUCACUCACAAUGUACGGCGGCCAUCCGGGACGCACUUUCUGCUCCUAAACAGGACCUACCAAGCUCAGCUGCCAGCGACAUUACACCCCUCACCUCAAGUCGGGAUCACCGUGAACGGAGAGACUCUUCCGCCACAACCGUGGGCGUCGAACAGAAUGGGGGAGACUGCAGCGGUCAAACCCCACAAUCACCAUAUAUCUCUGCGUCUGUGGUGGACAUCGCGUCGCACUUUGCCGCCCAGAGCGGCUCCGGGGGUCGGCCACCGAUCAACGCAUCGUUGCCCUCGAUCCCCAAUUACUUCCCACCGCCCCAGGUGCCCCAAAUGCCUCAAAUCCCGCAAGCGCCGCCGCAGGUGGGUCCGUUGUCCACUCAGGUUGGUAGCCAGAUGGGUAUCGCUAGCGGAAACAGCAUGCCGCCACCCGCAUCACAGCAGCAGCAGAAUGCAGCUUCAAGCCACGACUUGCUCAACCAGGAUCCCAAUCAGAGUGCGGCCACUCAUUUCCAGGUGGGCGCACACUUACACCAGCUGUCGAUGUCGGGUAUGGGCCUUACGCCAGGCUAUUUGGGAGUAGCAGGGGCACGGGCCGACCUCGCAGCAUUAGACCCCUCUGCGGUAGGCGGCUACGGAGGCGCGUCGUCAACGGGCGGCUGCUGGGCGUGUCCGCCAGAGCUGGCGGGUGUUGGAAGGAGCGCCGGUUCCGCAACGCCCUCCUGUGUCCAGACGACACUUGCAACGAUCCCCUCGCUCGAGGAGCUCGAUCACUUUGAGCUAGAAACUCGUAAAGCGCUGCUCAACGACAAGUGGCGUCAGUUGUUCGACAAGUUUGAUCCUGAAGGCUUCGGUGAAAUUCCAUGGGACGACUUCCUUCGUGCGCUGGACACGCCCGAAUUUGAGGAGAGCAUCGACUGUACAAAGCGGGAACUAUUUCGAUUGAAAGCUCAAGAUCGGAGGACCAAUGCCAUUACUUUCGACGAGUUUAUCGCUGUGAUGACCCGCAAGCGAACGCGUUCGCUUGAGAUGGCGGUACAUCAACGCGACUCAUGCGGCUCACUAUGGAUGCAGUCGCAACAACAGGCACCAACGCUGCAGAUGGAGGUCAUGCACGGACCGGUGAAUAUGGCCACCCUCAGCGCUAUGGGCGGCCACCUGCAGAACAUGCAGGCGUUGCAGAGCGUUGGCGGAAUACAAACGCUUCCACACUCGUUGGGCCGUCAGAUGGGAACGAUGUCGCAGUUAGCGGCGGCGCAUCCCGGCGGGCUGGUUAGCCACGUAUGCACCGGGGGGGCACAUUCGCAGCAGGGCACGCCAAGUCAUCACGUCUGUGCUCAUGUUCAUCAGUCUAAUGAAUCAAUGUACAUAGAGAACGGCUGCAUUGAACAACGAGCUUCAUCGGGCUUCAAUGGGAACCCGUACCUUGCAGCUUCGGUGGCGGCGACUGCGCUCGCUUCGUCGGGCGAUACGACACAAAACUCAUCAGGUUUGGACGAGUGCAUCGUCCAGGACGACAUACCGGUGAUUUCGGUCCGGCGGGCCGACACGCUCUUUUCAAAGAUGGUCAACCUGAUCGGCGGUGAAUUUCUACCCGAAGAUCGCGACCGCAAAUACUACGCCGACAGCUAUACGUGCUGCCCACCGCCUUUGUUCAUACUCUUCGUCACCAUUUGUCAGAUCGCCUUGUUCACGUACUACUCGCUGACGGUUGGACCUGCUGGGCUCUCAACGCCCAUUCCCGCUCAAUCCAUAUUUAUAUUUAAUCCAGGAUACAAGUUUGAGAUAUGGAGGUAUUUUUCAUACUUUUUGGUGCACAAUGGCUGGUUACACCUCGGUUUCAACAUCGUCAUCCAGCUGUUCGUCGGGCUACCGCUCGAGAUGCUGCAUGGGUCAUGGCGUAUUGGUUUUGUAUACAUUGCUGCUGUAAUAGCAGGAUCAGUGUUCUGCUCUGUAGUUGACCCAACGGCGUUUCUGGUCGGAGCCUCAUGUCCAGUGUAUGCGCUGUUGAGCGCUCAUCUCGCCAACAUUCUGUUGAAUCACGACGCGCUAUCAGAGUUCGGCCUGUCGAAAUUCUUCCUACGGAUCACACUCGUGUUUCUCCUCAGCUCCAUCGACUUUGGGUUUGCACUGUUUGACCGCGUUUCGGAACCGGACGGGCUGAUACUCGCCUUUCUCGGACCAUUUGUCGGGGUUGCCUUCGGCGUAUCAGUCGGUUGCGUUGUCGUCAGAAGCUACGAACGGAAGCUACGGGAGCAGUUGGCCUGCUGGCUGGUGAUAAUAUUUUAUGUUCUGGCUAUAUGCGGUGCCAUUGUCUAUAACGUGCUCAAUUUCGACGCGUUCCGGCAAGCGUCCGCUGCUCUCUUUUAGGUUCACUAGUAACAGAAUCGGUAACAAUACGGCGUCGUUAAAUGCUACUAUCGACCGGCAAGAAAAGAAGAAGAAAAGAAAAAUGGCGGCAGAGGGAAGGUCGCAAGCUCACAAAACUUAUACCCAAUUUGAUGACUCUACUUACCAUCACUCCAACCAUAAUAAAUACAACCACGACCCUUAUUCAUCCUAGCGUUUCUUGCCAACUCUUUUCUUCAAGCGAAAAACAUCUGGUUAUGAUAGGCAACGAUAAAGGUCAUGGCAGGUCAAUUUCAGCGACAAGAUGGUCGCUUCGUUCAGCUGUUACAAACUCGAUCUUAUUUAAGCAGCCAGUGCCGCGCUUAGUUAGUGAGCCGGGUACGGAUUUCAAGUAGCCAGAAAGCUGCCAAGAUGUCGGUAGAACUGUCCAACGCCUUUGCGAAUGACUUCUAGAACGAUAAACAAAAUACCGUAAUGAGCUCAAUGGGUUUCCGUGAAAACUGAACCCACGCUCGUGUCGUAUCAUGCGAAUAUGUUAGCCCUUGUCUCUGCACAUAUGUAUGUAGGAACAUCACUAGUUCAAGUGUUAAAUUUGGCGGAUAUCACUGAGCAAACGGACAGCCAACAACUGAAUAUGGAACUAGAGAGGAUCGGGUGAGACAAAGCAGAUCCAAUGAGUUAAUGAAAAGCCAGAAAAAACAAAAAGGGCUACGAGGACAAAAAGAAAUACGAGAAACUAAACAAUGUGCGCGGUGUUUGCCCGCGGGCACUGAGGGUUAUCUGUUAAGUUUGUGAUAUUAAAUUUGCAUUCUUGUGAUAGCAACAACGCUGCCGGUAUCUGCCAGCGCUUCUAUACAGACACACAAACACGAAGCAACAAAUUAUGUAUGGUGCUUCUGAUAAUGAUAAAUGAAUAGUAAUGAAUACAUCGUCAGUAUACCAAUAAUAACAAAGAAAAAUGAGAUAGUUCUGCAUAGCGGCGCACUCAAACGUGUCGAUUGUACACACUUCCUACGUUGAUACGUUAUAUAUAUAUAUAUAUAUAUAUAUAUAUAUAUAUAUAUAUAUAAUAUGUACAGAAAUAAAAAGAAACGUUAAUUUGACAAGAUAAUUAACAAUAAUACUAUACGAGAGAUAAAGGGAACGAAUGUGAAUCCUAUUGAAACGUGAUUGAAACAGAAACUAACAUGGCGUAAAUGUACAUACGAGUCUUUGUGUAUGUACGAGUGUAUUGAGCAUGGUGAAUAGCGAGACAUAUUGCUCUUCCUGUUACAUACACAAUGAUAUUGGCACUGCAUAGACGCUUUUCAUACGGUGUUGGCCAAUAAAGGAAAACGAAGCCGACGAUGAAAAGAGGAAACUCUAUAGAUAACACGUUGCGGAGGUCGAAUGGAUACGUCGCCGCUAUCGCGUACUGACGGAAGUCAAAAUGCUACGUGCACUAAGGUGCGUACUGACCCACAAUGAUUCAACCGAAAAUCAGAUGAAAAUUAGCCACUACACAACAACAACUACUAACACGACAGCUGUAACAGCAGAUGCGGGAAGACCAGCACCAAUUGAUAUGAAAUCAUUACAAAUGUAACGCGACAAUAAGAGAUAAAUUCUGUUUGACAUUGACUGCAUAGAAAAGAUGCGAUUCAUCAUUGCAGCGUAAUAGUAGUAGUAUUGUUACUAAGGGUAAUUUGAAUAACAAUGUAAUAGUAACGUUGAGAUAAUGACCAUGAAAAUGUUUAUCCUAUUAAUGAGCAAACGAAAUGUUCUCUGUGAAGCAGAGUAGCGAGUGGGCGUACGACGGGGUAAACCGGAUAAGAAGCGGACGGACAUUUAACGGCAAGCAGAACAACUCCGACCAAAGAGAGAACAACUGAAAAUAGGGUAGAAAUGUUACGUGACACAGUACAUUUAGAAAACAGCGCCACCGAACGGACAAACGACUAAUUGCAAUAGGUCUGUAUUUAUGGGUUGUCUGGAUGAAUGACUCGGUGUGAAAGUCUGCUAGAGGAAAACGGGCGGGAAGGAAGACUGACAAAGACGAAAAUCGGAUGAGACGGAAGAAGAACGUGGAGUCUUACCAUUGAGUCUGAGGCCUAAAUAGGCUUCGUGUCUCACAGAAGUGCUGUCGCUGCAACAACGCUGAUAGGAACUCUGGAGGGCAGUUUACCAUGACCACGGACACGAAAAAGGCGGCAAAGAGUCCCGAAGAAAGCACUCUUCUUCGUCUAGAAAAAAAUAGUGGGAAGCCAGAAGGGCUGUGUUUUUUUGGGGAUCAUUUGUACGGAGCUGUCGAAUGGCCCACAGGUGGUACCGGUGCUAUGGGAGUUGAAAAGGAAGUCGCUGAAAAGCCAACGGUGCCAGUACAAAGCCAAGCGGUGGGACGCGCGCCUCUUUGAACCUUUGUCUAGUACAACAGCAACAACCACAACAAUAAUACAACUAGAACAAUAACAACAGUUAAUGAUAAUAACAACAAUAUAAAAAUAACAAUACUCAGAUUAAUAACGCUCAGCACUCGUAACGCUUAUUCUAAACAGCCCAUGAUCCCCUGCGAUCUUUGAACAACUGUCGACGACAAGGCCAUGCGGUCAAACAUUAAAGCAUCAAUACCAACAACAAAGCAAAUAAAAGGAAAUCAAUGGGACAAGGUGACUCUGGGUGUGAGAGGCAGGACACGACAAAGAAGAGGAAAGACAAGACAGUCAUAUGGCAACAGGCGCAAUUAGACAAACGGAACAUAAUAGUGAUAAACAGGGCACAGGUUACAGCGCUAGACGUAGCAUGGCGGACUGAUACGGCAAAAUGAAUUUUUCGAUGCCAUCUCUUUACAUACAAGCGUAUCUAUUGUUCUGUCAAGCAAUAUUUGUACAAUAUACUCAUGAGAAAUCGAUAAGCUCAAAUUAUGACAACAUUAUUGAGAUUUUUAUUUCGUUUGGAAAAAUGAUGAACUUGGGGCUUUCAAAUACCUCAUCCGUAUGUACAUAAGCUAGUAAAUAUUUUGUCAAGCACGUAAUACCACCCCCGUUCUACUACUGUUUUGGUCGCUGGCAUUGAAGGCCAUUAUUGAAGGUAUUGAAGGCAUAAUUCAACAUUCAUUUGCAUUAACCCAUCACCUAAGCACAUUUUUCACAGGACUUCCAAGCUAGAGUUCGCAUCGGCGUUGAACUCCUCACAGCCUAUGACUGCCGCGUCGCCCACACAACACGAAAACUCGAAAAUUGACACGGAAAAUAUUAUACACAUGGACUUAAACACACACAUACACACGCGCAGAGUGUAUUACCAAAAAGGAAGUCUUUUGGAUCUUUGAACACUAUAUAUAUAUAUAUAUAUAUAUAUAUAUAUAUAUAUAUAUAUAUAUAUUAUCUACGUGAAGUAAACAAUAAGCGACAAAUGGAACUAGUGAUGAGACAGGGGUGGCUGCCUGUCCGCCGCGGAAAUGAUUUGUUUGAAACUACAAAGAAUUAACUACAAUCGAGAAGUUCCAGAAGCAGUGGAAUCGAAGGCUAUAAAAUAUGAUGAUAUAUCGUAUAAAAAUAAUGAUAAUAAUGUCGUAUCGUAUAUGUGGAGGUAACUAAGACUUCGGCGAAGCAUCUUGUUCAUGUAGAUAAUUUCACUUCUCUGAGGGGGCACUUUAUCGAACGCUUAUGACCAUAACGCUAUUGGUUAAGGUAAUGACCGACAAUUAUUACUCAUUGGAACAAAACUAAUAAUCGAUUCGGGACGCAUCUUGCGUGCUGAUCGCGCACUCUUGCGCAGGCCUGCAAAAAGUGCUAUGCCAAGCAGUGUCUCCGACGUGACGAUCUAGCGCCAUCUCAACCUUGGCGAUACAGGAUGAAAGAAAACGAAAGAAGUCAUUGUGUCUGCUCAGGUGGUGUCUCCUUGGUGGCAAGGAAAGACUCUAUAAUGACAAAAAUUAUUAUAAUAAUAUGAUUAAUAAUUAGAAUGAUGAACGUGCGCCCGUUUUUCGAUCCGUCUAUGUGGACGACAACGGACAGGGCAAGUCGGUAGAAGUCUGCUAGGCGAUCGCCCGUCGCAACAGGACGUGUCAGUCAUUGAAGAGAAACAACCAACAAAAAGCGAGGGCUGAGCGUGACCUGAACGUGACGGCCGUCCAAUUCGAUGACGUAUUUAGAUUAAAUAAUAUACUAUUGUAAAUGACCACAUACAAUACAUAAACAAAGAGAGAAACGAACACACAAUGGGCUUUUAGCUAGCGAUACUAUAUAUAUGCGCGAAACAGAAAGGUGGAGUAGGAAAUGUCGGACACCUGCUGGAAAUUUCAAGGCGCGGACUAGCCUGAGACAAUAAUAGGCUCUAAGGGUGUGAAAAAUGUCGAGCCAAACAGUCUACAGGUGCAUCGUCCUUCACUCCUUGUGUACAACAUUUGCUUCUUCAUAUACGACAGAAAAAAGGAAAAGUAUGGAGAGAAUGAAAGGAAGAUAACGAAAGAGGAAAACGAAAGACAAAUAAA